This is a messenger RNA of Mesitornis unicolor (brown roatelo), 1422 nucleotides long. RefSeq names its product tRNA methyltransferase 2 homolog B (S. cerevisiae) (gene TRMT2B). Lineage: Eukaryota; Metazoa; Chordata; Aves; Mesitornithiformes; Mesitornithidae. The transcript has 12 exons. The record is from RefSeq and is a predicted model, not a curated record. Gene Ontology annotation, biological process: RNA processing. Gene Ontology annotation, molecular function: tRNA (uracil(54)-C5)-methyltransferase activity, S-adenosyl methionine-dependent. Bases 1 to 1422 code for a protein of 473 amino acids.
AUGGCUCUGUCCUGCACAUUGAGGCUGCAACGCCGGCACCUUCACCUUUCGAGUGGUCUCCUGAGCAGCUUGCCCGGGCAGUACCGCCGCCUGCCAACAGAAACAGCAGCAAAACGGAAGGAGGAGGCCAAGGAGGGCUGCAGACUGCCGGAUUCCUCCUGGGAGAAGAGGGACGCGAAUGCAGUGACUCCGCUGUGGAGGCUUCCCUAUCAAGAGCAACUGCAGGUGAAGUAUGAAAGCCAGAGGAAGAUUCUGCAGACACUGGCAUCUCAUCUGAAGGAGCUGGGCAUAGAUGUGCAGAAACCUGGUGGACUCUGCUGUCCUCUCCAGCCUGUAGUUUCUUCACCCGUCAUUCACGGCUACCGAAACAAAUCUACUUUCUCUGUGAACCGAGGACCAGAUGGGAACCCCAAAACCGUGGGGUUGUAUGUGGGAACUGGCAGAGCAAGAAAUAUUGUCUGUGUGAAUGCCAACCACAUGGAGAACAUACCCCAAAAACACAAGCAAGUAGCCCAGUGCUACGAGGAGUUCAUCCGUCGCUCCCCCCUGGACCCCUGCAUCCUCUUCCAUGAAGGCGGACACUGGCGGGAGCUCGUGGUCCGCACCACCAGCCAUGGCCACACCAUGGCUGUCGUCACCUUCCACCCCCAGCAGCUGGGCCCGGAGGCCCUGGCUGCUCAGAAAGCAUCACUUAAGGAUUUCUUUACCUGUGGACCUGGAACUGUCUGUGACUUGACUUCACUUUAUUUCCAAGAGAGCACCAUGACACGCUGCUCCCAUGAGCAGUCCCCCUUCCAGCUCCUCCACGGAGAACUGCACAUCUUUGAAGAAAUGCUGGGCCUGAAGUUUCGCAUCUCUCCAGAUGCUUUUUUCCAAGUCAACACAAGUGGAGCAGAACUUCUGUACCGGGCAGUUGGGGAGCUGAGUCAGGCUGGUGGGGACACCGUCCUCCUCGACAUCUGCUGUGGGACGGGCACAAUUGGUCUCUCUCUGGCUCACCAAGCAUCCAAGAUUAUUGGUGUUGAGGUGGUAGAGAAGGCAGUAGAGGAUGCCAGGUGGAAUGCAGCGUUCAAUGGAAUUUCAAACUGCGAGUUUCACAGUGGAAAGGCAGAGGCCGUGUUACCACAGCUCCUGUCGUCGUGGGAGGAUGCCCGACCCCUUGUUGCUGUGGUGAACCCAUCGCGGGCUGGGCUCCAUCACAGGGUUGUGCGAGCCAUCCGAAACUGCGAGUCCAUCCGAAGGCUUCUCUACAUCUCAUGCAAGCCAGAAGGUGAAGCCAUGAGGAACUUUCUUGAGCUGUGCUGCCCACCUGACCCAGGGAAGAAGCUGGCAGGAAAGCCAUUUAUCCCUGCGUUGGCCAUCCCUUUUGACUUGUUUCCUCAUACUCUUCACUGUGAGCUGGUGCUGCUGUUCACCCGCUGA